Molecule: messenger RNA, 5853 nt
Organism: Paramuricea clavata
Lineage: Eukaryota; Metazoa; Cnidaria; Anthozoa; Malacalcyonacea; Plexauridae
Source: the annotation of a GenBank genome assembly
AUGGAAGAACUUGAUCCAAUACCUGAAGACCUGUGGAGGUAAAGACAAAACGAAUGUUAGAAAUGUGUGAAGGACGAUUUACGCUACACAACUUUUGCCUAAAACUGUCGCAUGCAACCUGCUUACAACUUGAGUUAUACUCUGUAAUUCGUAAGUGAGUUGUGUGCUUGAUUUACACAGUACAAUAGUCAAGUUGCAAGCAGGUUGUUUGCAGGGUGUCCACCUUUUGGUGAAGGUGAAAUUCCAGGACUUUUCCAGGACUUUCAAGGCCAUUUUUCAGUACAUUGAAGGACCUGGAACUGGGAAAAAUCUUUGAAAAUGGUAGAGCAGCAAAUAAUUCAUUUUAUUCAGUAAUUUUAAUCAAAAUCACUAAUGUUGGCACAGCUGGAGGUCUGCUGAUUUUCUAUUGAUUCAAGGACUUCUACUGAUUUUCAAGGACUUUCCGGUCCUGGAAUUGUUUUUCCAAUCCAAAAACUUUCCAGGAUUUUCAAGGCCCGUGGACACCCUGUGUUUGUUUUGUAGUAACACGACGAUGACCGUUACUGGACUUCUAGGGAGAACAGUUUCUGCCUGAAAGAACUAUCCAGUAUCUACUUUCUGAACCCAGUGCAACUUAUCCAAGUCAUAUUUUCUUUUCUCUUUAGUUUCAACUUCAAUUUCUAUCAAGACAGUGAUUAUCUCCUGAAACUUGCGAUUAUUAUGGCAGAACAAGUGUUAGAAACUUGUGAGAUCAGGUUGACAACUUUUACAAAUUAUUUAAGUUUAACCAGUUAAACUAACUAAACUAACUUUACGAACAAAGUCUAAACUUUCGUACAUUGUUUCUUAUAGUGUCGACACGGACACGCUGCAUCGUUUUAUGUUAACUGUGAGAAAGAACUACCGGCCUCUGGCCUAUCAUAGCUGGUCUCACGGCUUCUCUGUCGCGCAUAUUCUUUGGCUUAUUUUCACUCAAUCUCCUGACACAUUUACAGUAAACGAGGUACGUAGCCAACAGUCAACAUAUCAAGUACAAUCCCUAUUAUUCCCAUUAUUAUCUUCACUAUCAUCCCCCCACAUCCAUCAUCAGCAUCAUUACCACCAUUAUAAAUAUCAUUACCACCACCUUCACACACUAUCCCCACUGUCAGCACCAUCUCCACUACCAGCAUCGUCAUCACCAUCAAGAUAAUAUAACCAUAUCAUCACCACCAUCACCCUCAACAUAACCACCACAGGGUGUUAGCCAAAAAAGUUUUGUCCGUUAAACGUAAAUUGGGAAAGUUUUUUUGACCGAUCAAAGUCCUUGUGUAGGAAUAAAUAGUGUUUUUUUUCCCAACGUGUUUCUCCUUAGACGCAAACAACGGUAACUUGGUUUUGUACAUUUCCGGUCAAUGAACACUGAAAAAUGCACCCGAUGGUACUUCGUUUUGUAUAUUUCAUUUCCGGUGAAUGAACAUGGAUGCACACCGAUUACACUUUGUUUUGUACAUUUCAUUUCAGUGAAUACACACCCAAUAUGAAUGAAACGCGAUACAUUUUUAGAAAAUAGUUAAUGGUAAAAAGUAAAUAAAACGUUCUUUGAUAUAAUAAUAUAAAAUCAAACGCAAUGCACUUUCUCAUCAGAAAAAAUGAAAAUCUUCCAGUAGACCCAGUUGGGAAAGCCCCUUAGCUACUUCAAUUGGGAAGAGUCAGUCAAACGGACAGUAUAUGGGCUAGCUAAACCCUGCAUCAUCACCAUCACUACCGCCAUCAUCACUACCACCACCAACUUCAUCAUUGCCACCACCAUCCUUACCAUCCUUACCAUCAUCAGCACCACAAUCAAAAUCACCUUUCUUUCGACAGAAACUAGGCAUGUUCUUUGGUGCUGUAUGUCAUGAUGUUGAUCACCGUGGUUUUAACAAUCAAUUCCUGCAACUGAUUAAAUCUCCUAUUGGAUUACUGUAUCAAACAUCCACAAUGGAAUGCCAUCAUUUAGACCACACGUUAUAUCUUUUACAGGUUAGGAAUCGCUUCACAUUCUCAUUUUAUUGCAUUAUUUAGACUGGAGACAGGAAAAACGCUUUACUGGAAUGCAGCCUUAAGACUUCGAAAGGGAAACUGUAAAGGAGGAUUUUCACUACACAACUUUUGCCUAAAACUGUCGCAUGCAACCUGCUUACAACUUGAGUUGUACUGUGUAAAUCAAACACACAACUCACCUGCGACAAUGUAAGCGAGUUGGGCGCUUGAUUUACACAGUGCAACUCGCAUGCGACAGUUUUAGGGGAAAACACUGUAGUGUAAAACGGUCUUAAUUAACUUGUCUUAACUAACAUAGCAUCAAUUCACGUUAUUAUUUUCUUAGCACGAUGAUCUGAAUAUUUUUAAAAACAUUGAAGAGACACAACAUAGCGAGGUUUGUAAAAAUGAUCACUUGUCGUAGAAAUUUUAAUCAUUAAUAGGCUCAUAUGAAGACUCUAUGAAAGUAGUCAGUAGUCGCUCAUCAUAUUUUCUUACUAGAUCAUGGCAGUAAUCAAACAGACAAUUUUGGACACAGAUAUCACGCUGUUUACUCUAAGUCAUAUGGAACUUGAACCCAUCGUUUAUGCAGGAGAAUUUGAUUUUGGAAACGAACGCCAUAGGUAAUUAUUAAAAAAUCAAGUAGAUUAUAUGCACAUCAUAGAUUAUACCGGGUGACAUUUGCUUUACUAUUAUAGGCAGCGAAAAAACUAUAAGAGCUACGUCGCUCAAAUAAAUGUAGCUACAGAUUCAUAAAAGGCUAACUUAAAUUUUGAUAGGUUAUUAUAUUACUUAAAUAAUCUAAUCUUUGAUAAAUAUGAUAUCUUGAUAUUAUUCGACUAUACUUAUUGUAGAAAGUUGUUUAAACAUGAAUUGAUAACAGCCGCAGAUCUGUGUGCCGUUGCAAAGCCUUGGAACAUACAUCGACAGUCGGUGAAAAAAGUGUUUGAAGAAUUUUAUACCCAGGUGAGGAAAUUUUUAAUUUCACAUCAUUAUAGACUGCUCCAGUAUGACUCCACCAAACACCGCAGGUUUUCUUUGGGUACUCUCAUUUUUUCGUGUGGAAACACUGGAUAAGUAAGGGAUGGCCAGAGAGAACAGUUUACAACCGAUAGAGCUAUCUACUUUAGAUAUCUUCCUGUAGCAAUACUGGGUCAAAAGCGAGUGCCCUUACUGAACCUCGAAGAAGAACAGUUUAGAACUGGCGGAACUGCACAUGAUAAAGUUAAGUUAACUGACAAAAAACAACAUAUUUUCAGGGAGAUCUUGAGAAACAGAUGGGACAUACGCCUAUUCCACUUAUGGAUCGAGACAAGAAAAAUGAAGUGCCAAAGUCGCAAGUGAGUGUUAAAAUUUCCUAAGUACAACUACAUCACUACCAACAUCAUUAUCAACAUCAACACCAACAUCACUUGUAUCACCACCAUCAUCAUCACCACCAUCACCACCAUCGUCACCAACAUACUAUUAUUACAAUAAUCCCCAUACUAUCAUCAUCACCAUCAUUACCACCAUCAUUAUCAUCAUCAUCACCAUACUAUUAUCACCAUAAUCCCAUUCCAUCAUCUACAUCAUUAUCACCAUCAUCACCAGCAUCACUUGUAUCACCACCAUCAUUAUCACCAUCGUUAUCACCACCCUUAUUAUCAUCAUCAUCACCACCAUAAUCCCCAUACCAUCAUCAACAUUAUCAUCAUCAUCAUCAGCAUCACUUGUAUCACCACCAUCAUUACCACCAUCGUUAUCACCACCAUUAUUAUCAUCAUCAUACCAUCAUCACCAUAAUCCCCAUGCCAUCAUCAACAUCAUUAUCACCAUCAUCAACAGCAUCACUCGUAUCACCACUAUAUCAUCAUAACCCUCAUUCCAUCAUCAACAUUAUUAUCAUCAUCAUCACCACCAUACUAUGAUUACCAUAAUCCCCAUACAGUAACCACCAUCAUACCAUCACCAUUAUCAUUGCUGUCACCACCAUCAUAAUCACUAUUACUAUCAAUCUUACUAGUAGUAAAUUUUAAACUUUUAAUUCUAUCCAGGUGACUUUCUUCUCCGCUAUGGGUAUAAAAUGCUAUGGAAUACUUUAUGAAAUAUUACCCUGUACAGAGCCAUUGCUGGAAAACGCAAGGUAAACAUAUUUAUACCCGUUUACAAGGGACUAUUAUUAUGUAAGGAAAUUCAUGUGAAAAACCUCGGGGUAUUUUGGUACAUUUCAUCCCAUGGGGAAUGUUAACAGCGUUCAGGGGUUUCAGAAUGAUUUGAAGUAGGCGGUUGUACCAAAAAAGUAGCCGGUUGUGACUGAUAGUUAAAAAAACACGCAGGGAGGGGGGGGGGGCGUGCCCACGCAAGGAAAUUUAAAAAAUGUUCGCGCGCAAAUUAACAAUCAAAUAAUAUAGAAUAAGUGAGAAGAUAAAGUACAACUCACUGUUCACUUGUUAGAUUUAUAUGUCAUUUGCAUUUAUAUUUGUAAGUGACAGUGUACUUUAAUGUGCUACUUGUAGUUUAAUCACGAAGGUGUUUGCUGUCCGGAAAAUGAAGACGCAAUUUACAAACAAAAAUAUGCAUAUUCUACGCACAGACAUAUUACAGUAGCUGAGUAGCAUGCAGUGCCGUAGGAAGCUCUUUUUGAUUAGGGGCUGAGAACGAGGGCCGAAGGCCCGAGGAAAUUUUUUAAUUUAGAGUCUCUGAAAUGCCAUUUCCUGGACUUUGGGGAAGUUUAGAACAGAAUUCUGAUGGUCAGAAAACAGCGUUUUAGUAUGUCGAAAUUUACAAUUUGUUUACAAUUUAGUAGUACUAAAUGGGCGAAGGCGUAUUUAAUUAACUAUAUAUUGGAGAAGUUGCAGGAAAGUAUGGAUAACAUGAUUCUUUGCAGUUUGUCAUGGAUAAUGUAGCCGCUUAAAAUUAAUCAAUUGUCAGUAUUUUAAAGGUAUAUUAUUUAAAUGAUAAAGGUAUGCAUGCAUAUUUACCGAUUUACGAUUUGUUAAAUGUUAAUAUCCAUGUAAAUGCCAUGAUUUCGUAAAUCAGUUUAUACUGACAAUACAAUUAUAUUAUAUUUUCUCUGUUUAACAACUAAAAUUUUGUUCUACUAUUAUUGUCGUAAUUUUCCGAAUGGCCAACCCGAUUUUCCGAAUAUGUUAAUUAACCCCCCCCCCCCCUUAGGCCCAGAGUUUUUCACUUCAUGACUUUAUCAUAAUUAAUUCGUUGUCAAAGAAUUAGUCACUUGCCAAAAACAUUUACCAAAGUGGCUCUGAAGGUUCUCUGGCUCACUGUCAAAUUCGGAUUCCCCAAUGGCAAUGCUUAAGUCGCUGUCAGAGUCAAUCAGAGUUAUCUUCCAGGAAGAUUCACUUCGACACCAACUUAGAAAGCAAGCUAUGUUUGGUACUAUAUAUUAUUGAUCUUAUUGAUCUUCCAAAAUAAGUGAUGUUUUGCUUGAAUUCCAAUUGGAACAUAACAAACAUCGUGUUGGUUCGCUUGUACCUUUGUAUAUAAUUUUUUCCCUGUGACCAGACGAAAAGUAGCCGGCGGUAAAAGUUCAAGUAGCCGGCGGAACUCCGCCGGCCGCCGGCUUAUUCUGAAACCCCUGAGCGUUGGUGUGGAUACAAUUAGAUUCGGGACGCCAAUAGUGUUAGCUGCAAUUAAAUAUAUAUCAUAAUUAAGUAAAUACACGUUAUUAUUUAACAUAAAAACACGUCCUGUGAUUACAGAGAUAACCUGGAAGAAUGGAAGAGACUGGCAGGAAUAAGUGAAAACACUGAGCCUAAAAAUGUGCCAAUGAAAAGAUUUGAAAACCUGAUGCAUGGCCGUAGGGACUCUUCGGAUGAAUAUUCAGAAUCAACGUCACAAAAUAACAUGCCUGAUGUAGCGAAUGAAUAA